GCUGAAGCAGUAAGAUGUCUGGGAGGACCGCUGUCGUGCUGCUGGCGCUGCUCUGUGGCGUUUACGGCCAGGGAGACAUUGAGAGCAGAGCAAGGGAGUUCCUGAAGGGGUUCGAUGAAGAGGCCACUAAAAAAAUGUACCAGCACUCUCUGGCCUCAUGGAACUACAACACUAACAUCACCCAAGAGAACUCAGACAAACUGACUGAACAGGGGAGAAUCUGGGGCAGUUUCUACUACAACAUGUCAGAGGAGUCCCAGGCUUUCCCCAUUGACCAGAUCCGCGAUCCAGAAAUCAAACUGCAGCUCAUCUCACUACAAGACAAGGGCUCUGGAGUUUUAUCUCAGGAAAAAGCUGAACAUUUGAACAAGGUCAUGAGUGAGAUGAGCACGAUCUACAGCACCGCGACAGUGUGUCUGAUGGACGACCCCUUUAACUGUCAGACUUUGGAACCGGGCCUGGAACAUGUCAUGGCCAACAGUCGAAACUACUCCCAGCGUCUGCGCGUGUGGGAAGGCUGGAGGCAGGAGGUGGGGAAGAGGAUGAGGCCUCUGUAUGAGGACUAUGUUGACCUGAAAAAUGAAGCAGCCAUGCUCAACGGUUAUGAGGACUAUGGAGCAUAUUGGAGGUACAACUAUGAGACCAUUGAGGAGGAAUCGCAGUAUAAGUAUUCCCGAAAUCAGCUAAUGGAUGAUGUUGAUUCCAUAUACAAUGAGAUCUUGCCCCUUUACAAAGAGCUGCACGCUUACGUGAGAGCCAAACUUAUAGAGGUCUACCCAGACCAGAUUGACCCAGAGGGACCGCUACCAGCACACUUACUGGGUGACAUGUGGGGAAGAUUCUGGACCAACCUGUACCCUCUCUCAAUCCCCUACCCAGACAAACCAGAUAUUGAUGUCAGUAAAACUAUGGUAGAACAGGGCUGGACUGAGACACAGCUGUUCAAAGAAGCAGAGGUGUUCUUCAUGUCCGUGGGCCUGUACAAGAUGUUUGAUAACUUCUGGAACAACUCCAUGUUGAAGAAACCUGAGGAUGGCCGCAAGGUGGUGUGUCACCCCACGGCCUGGGACAUGGGCAACAGAGAGGACUUCAGGAUCAAAAUGUGCACCAAAGUAAACAUGGAUGACUUUCUGACGGUGCACCAUGAGAUGGGUCACAACCAGUACCAGAUGGCCUACCGUAACCUGUCCUACCUCCUGAGGGACGGGGCAAAUGAGGGUUUCCAUGAAGCAGUCGGGGAGAUCAUGUCUCUCUCUGCAGCCACACCCAAACACCUGCAGGCCCUGGGACUCCUGCCUGCUGACUUCAUCUACGAUAAUGAAACAGAGAUCAACUUCCUGCUGAAGCAAGCCCUCACCAUCGUGGCUACACUGCCCUUCACCUACAUGCUGGAGAAGUGGAGAUGGGAAGUCUUCAAAGGAAACAUCACCAAGGAUCAGUGGAUGGAGCAGUGGUGGGAGAUGAAGAGGAAGUAUGUCGGGGUGGUGGAACCAGUGCCAAGAGAUGAGACCUACUGCGACCCUCCUGCUCUCUUUCAUGUGUCUGGAGAUUACUCUUUCAUUAGGUACUUCACAAGAACUAUUUAUCAGUUCCAAUUCCAAAAAGCCCUUUGCAAGGAGGCAGGCCAUUCGGGUGCCUUAUUCAAAUGUGACAUCACCGGUUCCAAAGAAGCAGGAACCAAGCUAAGGAAUAUGCUAGAGAUGGGAAGGUCUAAGUCUUGGACCAGGGCUUUGAAAAUUAUAUCCGGUGAUGCUAAAAUGAAUGCUGGCCCACUAAUGGACUAUUUCUCAAAACUACAUGAGUGGUUGGUGUUGGAGAACAGGAAGAACCAUAGGACAGUAGGCUGGAAGACAACAAGAGAUCCAUAUUCAGAAUAUUUAAUCAAAGUACGGAUUAGUUUGAAGGCUGCCAUGGGCGAUAAAGCUUAUCCCUGGAAUACCAAUGAGAUGUACCUCUUCAAAACCAACAUUGCUUAUGCCCUGAGACAGUAUUACAACCAGAUCAACUUGACUGCUGCUUUCACAUCAGAGAACAUCCUUACCUGUAAAGAGAGAUCCAGGAUUUCCUUCUACUUCCUGGUUACAGACCCAUCAAACCCUUCUUCAUUCAUCCCUAAGGAAAGGGUGGAGGCUGCCAUAAGAUCCUCUCGUAACCGAAUCAACAACGCCUUUGGAGUGAAUGAUGAGACGCUGGAGUUCGAGGGUAUCCUUCCCUCAAUUGCCCCGCCUGUGGAGCCACCAGUGACAGUGUGGCUGGUUGUGUACGGGGUAGUCAUGGGAUUCGUAGUACUACUGGGGACCUACCUCAUCGUCUCUGGUUUCAGAAGCCGGAAGAAGAGUGCUACAACGAAAAGUUUGGAAAACCCGUACAAUACACAGAUGGAUGGCAUUAGUAAUUGUGCCUAUGAGAAUGAGGGGGAACAAACUGGAUUAUAAGUUUAUUGCCGUCUCUGAAGGACAGAAGGGAAGAUAUCC
Lampris incognitus (smalleye Pacific opah) is the source of this 2474-nucleotide messenger RNA. RefSeq names its product angiotensin I converting enzyme 2 (gene ace2). The record is from RefSeq and is a predicted model, not a curated record. Bases 15 to 2435 code for a protein of 806 amino acids. Gene Ontology annotation, biological process: proteolysis. Lineage: Eukaryota; Metazoa; Chordata; Actinopteri; Lampriformes; Lampridae. Gene Ontology annotation, cellular component: plasma membrane. Gene Ontology annotation, molecular function: metallopeptidase activity; peptidyl-dipeptidase activity. The transcript is spliced from 18 exons.